AUCACAAGUUCAGCUCUAGUACCACGUACUAGUAUACGAUCGAAUGCUGCUCCUGAAUUUGCACAAAAAAUUAUUACUAAGUUCAUAAAGUUUUAAUAAAAAUGUAAUACUUGUUGAAAUUGUUGGUUUUCAAACAAAGCUGGUGCUCCUAGUGAUAUGCUUACCGAUAGUCGACACGAAAGUCAUGAUCAAAGUUAAAAAAAAAUGACGAUUUCCUUUGAUUUAAAUCAGUGAUCAAUCGAAAGAACUAACUUUUCGUCAAGAAUACUAGUGCAGUCUUUCCCAGUGAAAAAUAAGAAGAACUAGUUCAUCAUGCCCAGAAAACUGUUGAAAUUCCUCAUCCUGUUCGACAACUCAUCGCUGCUAUAUUUUCCUGGCCAGUUCUUAUCCGGAAGGGUUCUACUCGAACUCCAAGAAAACACACCCGUACUAGGUUUACACUUCCACGUUGUCGGAGAAUGCGUGGUGCGUGUAAGAUCCGGCCGCCACGAACGGUCCUACGAUAAGGAAAACUACAUUGACUUCCGGAUGCGCUUGCUGGGCGAUGCCGAACACCAAGGACCCACGGUGCUGUCUCCUGGGAUCCAUAGCUUCCCGUUCAAACUCGGCCUGCCAAUAGACCUUCCGUCCACUUUUUUGGGUCGCUAUGGGUGGGUCCAGUAUUAUUGUAAAGCGGCGCUGCGUGAGCCUUCGGGCUUGAUCCACAAAAACCACCAGGUCUUCAUCGUCAUGAACCCUAUAGACUUGAACACGGAACAACCCUAUUUGGCGGAUCCGUUCAAAUGCAACAUUGAACAUAAUCUGGGUGUAGCAUGCGUUGGCGGUGGAAUCGUGAAAUGUAGAAUCAUUCUCGAUCGAGGAGGUUACGUCCCAGGUGAAUCGAUCAUGAUUACAGCAACCGUUACGAAUUCGAGCAGUGUUACGAUCAAGAGCACCAAGGCUGCUCUAACAGAGACCAUUCAGUAUUUUGCUCACGAGAAGUUGAUCCAAACAGAAAAACGCGAGCUGGCGGUUAUUGCACGAGGUAAAAUUCGGCCUGGAUGCCGAGAUGAAUGGCAAAAUGAGUCCCUGUAUGUGCCACCUCUGCCACCGACAAACCUUCGAGGAUGCCAUCUCAUUCGGAUACAAUAUGAUGUUUGUUUUUUGAUCGAACCCAAAUCCUUGGAGAAACAGGUGAAACUGCAGCUACCCAUUACACUAGGAACUUAUCCAUUCAAAAACGGCGAUGGGGAGGAUACCAACGAGUGGGCCGAAACGGUGUACAAACCAGAAACGCAUUACCCCUCAACGCUACCCAUAUUCAGACCAUGGCUACACGAAAAGGCCGAUUCCAAAUAGUUCUAUGAGGGGAGGCCUACAACAGUUCGUGCAAUCAUGACAACGGCAUCUUUUAGUGAUAUACUAUUGUUAGAAAAUUGCAUUUUAUAGAAUAAGCACGACAAGGCAUCAUCAUCUAGGGAGGUACAGAAAAGUGCCAUACAACAAGUAUAGAAGUAUAUAUAUACGAACAAUGGUGUAUUUUAGGUAUAACAAAUCGAAGAAUAAAUUGUGCAACAAAUCGAA
Molecule: messenger RNA, 1563 nt
Organism: Aedes albopictus (Asian tiger mosquito)
Lineage: Eukaryota; Metazoa; Arthropoda; Insecta; Diptera; Culicidae
Gene: Vdup1
Product: arrestin domain-containing protein 4
Exons: 5
Coding region: 313-1338 (341 amino acids)
Biological process (GO): protein transport
Cellular component (GO): cytoplasm
Source: RefSeq, a predicted model, not a curated record